Molecule: messenger RNA, 969 nt
Organism: Talaromyces atroroseus
Lineage: Eukaryota; Fungi; Ascomycota; Eurotiomycetes; Eurotiales; Trichocomaceae
Exons: 1
Coding region: 1-969 (322 amino acids)
Biological process (GO): secondary metabolic process
Cellular component (GO): cytosol; cytoplasm
Molecular function (GO): carboxy-lyase activity; hydrolase activity
Source: RefSeq, a predicted model, not a curated record
AUGCUCCCCAUAAUCACCCUCGAGGAGCACUACAUAUCCUCCAAAGUACUCAACAUCGCCGAAGACCCUCACUACGCCAACUUUCCAGCACACAUCACCACCAAGCUCAACUCAGUCGGCGACGAGCGUGUCCAAGACCUCGACAACGGCCAUGUCUCCCUGCAAGUCAUCUCCCAUGGACCCGGCGCCCAGCCACCGCAUCUCUGCAUCGCAGCAAACAACGACCUGGCAGCCUCCAUCUCCAAACAUCCCGCACGCUUCAAGGCCUUUGCUCUACUACCCAUGACCUCCCCAGUAGAAGCCGCACAAGAACUCGAACGCUGCGUAACGCAUCUCGGCUUCGUCGGCGCCCUCAUCGACAACCACACAAACGGGCAAUUCUACGACGCAAAACGCUUCUGGCCCGUCUUCGAAAAGGCGCAGGAAUUAGACGUGCCUAUCUACAUCCACCCUUCGUACGCAGACGAUAGUCUCAUGGAGCACUACAAGGGAGACUUUGACGACGCCGUUGCGCUCGCGCUGAGCGCCUAUGGCUGGGGGUGGCAUUCGGACACUGCGCUGUCACUGCUAAAACUAUAUGCGAGCGGAUUAUUCGAUCAUCUGCCGCGCCUGAAAAUCGUGAUUGGGCAUAUGGGCGAAAUGCUGCCCUUUCAAUUGGAUAGAGUGUUUGCCAUUGCGGCGCGGUUUGGCGUCCAGCGCAGCCUGAAGGAAGUCUGGACGCAGAAUGUUUGGGUUACGACGAGCGGGAUGUUUGCGUUGCCGCCGUUGGCGUGUUUGUUGCAGACGAUGCCUAUUGAGAGAGUGCUGUAUAGUGUUGAUUAUCCGUUUUCGGCAAAUGAGAAAGGGUAUGAGUUUUUGGAGAAGGUUAGGGAGAGUGGGUUGAUUGGUAAGGAGGAGGAUUGGGAGAAGUUUGUGUUUAGAAAUGCGGAGGCGCUGUUGAAAAUUAAGGCUGUGCAUGUUCCUGAGUAA